This is a messenger RNA of Branchiostoma belcheri (Belcher's lancelet), 623 nucleotides long. RefSeq names its product zinc finger SWIM domain-containing protein 7-like. Lineage: Eukaryota; Metazoa; Chordata; Leptocardii; Amphioxiformes; Branchiostomatidae. Gene Ontology annotation, molecular function: zinc ion binding. The record is from RefSeq and is a predicted model, not a curated record. The transcript is spliced from 2 exons. Gene Ontology annotation, biological process: double-strand break repair via homologous recombination. The coding region runs from base 20 to 478 and encodes 152 amino acids. Gene Ontology annotation, cellular component: Shu complex.
UGCCCUGAAAUUGCAUUGGAUGCCUUUGACAGACACAGACAUUGACAUCAUGGCGUGUGUUCCAUUGGGGACGGUAGCUGCCCAGCUCCUGUUAGAGGUGAAACAUGUGCACAGCAGUAACGGCUGCCUGUCAGACGACCUUCUGUCAGCCCUGCAGGACGUGUUCGGCACUUCUCUGCUGUCAGCGCUGGACAUAGUGGACCGGAAAGGAGUGACUCACGUCAGUUCUCCCAGUGGGAGACACCUGUACCUGGUGGUGGGGAGCUCGGGAAGACUGUACACCUGUCUCCCAUCGGGACUGUACUGUCCGUGCACGUAUUUCACCUAUGCUGCUCUGAUGAAGGGGGAGGCUCUGGUGUGUAAGCAUGUACUAGCCGUGCAGCUCUCACAGGCCAUGGAGGCGUGCCAGGAACUAAAUGUCUCAGACGAAGAACUUGUUGGUCUUCUGAUGAACAAAGAUACAGCUACAGCUCAGUGACGAUGGCGCUUAUUAUAGUACCAGUGCACGUGUUCUGUUCGUGUGACAUGUUAUAGACUUGUGGUUCUGGCAUCUAUCAUCUAUGUUGGCCCCAAGAAUGUCCCAAACUCCAAAGAGCGCCAAGUCCACAAGAGGUGAUACCGGA